AUGAAGAAGGCUAUCGAAGAUACAUGGCCCGAGAGUAGACAUAGGCUAUGCAUGUGGCACAUCAUGGACAAGCUUUCUGCUAAGGUUGGUGCUACAAUCUGCAAUAAUAUAGAUUUCAAAAAGAGGCUGUGUGCCAUUGUGUGGACCGAUUCAAUUCUACCAGUUAAGUUUGAAAGUGAGUGGGCUACCAUAAUGAACGAUUUUAACUUGGUUGAUCAUGAGUGGCUGCAGUCACUUUACCAAAUCAGGGAUACUUGGAUACCAGCUUAUUAUCGUGAGGAGGUCAUGUCCGGGCUUAUGCGUACCUCUUCUCGUUCAGAUAGCGAGAACCAUUUCUUUGGACAGUUCUGUAACCCGGGUUGCACACUUGUCGAAUUUCUCGGGCAUUUUGAUUCUGCUAUUGAAGCUCAGAGACAUGAGCACAGGAAGAAUGACCAUGACACCAGAAAUACAAACGCUGAAAUAUGGGCUGAAGACUUUGUUUUGGAGGAUCAAGCGUACAGGAUAUACACACGCACUAUAUUUUUUGACCAGCAGUUGGAGAUACAAAACGGUAUACACAGAUGUGCAAUCGGAAAGUGGGAAAAUAUGGGUGACUUCGUUAACUUUUUUGUGAAGGACUGGGAACAACCAUGCACUACUUUCUUCGAGGUUAUGAUGCGGGAGGACGACAUAACUGUGUAUUGUACAUGCAAAAGAUUUGAACAGUUUGGGUUGUUGUGCUCACACAUCUUUUGUGUGCUAAGGAUGCUUGACAUUAGGGAGUUUCCACAACGCUAUAUAUUACGACGUUGGACUCGGGAGGCUGUUCCAAAUAGUGCCCCUGGUGCUAUUCUAGGUAUCAAUGAGACUGAGGAUCGUUAUAAUGAAGUUAACCGUGUUGUACGUGAGAUCACAUAUUCUACAGAGUCGGUUAUUAAUCAGCUUGUCACCAACUUUGAUGCGCUAUGCUCGUUCAGGGACCAUGUUGUUAAUUAUUUCAAAACUGCGGAUGAGUCUGUCGUCAAUGCUCCACCUAAGAGCCGUCGUGAAAGGUUUGCCGAAAUUACUUGUAACACAAAACCAUCAGAAGCAACCGUUCGUGUUCCCAUUGGAACAAGAUUCAAAGGUAUGGGUAAGCCUAAACGGAUGAAGUCCAAACGUGAAAUUGCAUUAAGUCAGUUGGGUAAAAAGAGCCGUCAAUGUCAAAACUGUUUUAGAUACGGUCAUAACAGACGUACUUGCAAAAACCCUACCCGGACUAAAGAACAAGCUAUGGCCGAGGAUGACGGUGAAGAAGCUGAUGAAGUUGACGAGGAGGAAGAUGAAUGGGAGGAAGUUGAAGAAGAUAUGGAUGAACAAGAUGAGGAUGCAUUAGACGAGGAGGAUGGGGAAGAGGAGUUGUAA
Molecule: messenger RNA, 1386 nt
Organism: Helianthus annuus (common sunflower)
Lineage: Eukaryota; Viridiplantae; Streptophyta; Magnoliopsida; Asterales; Asteraceae
Product: protein FAR1-RELATED SEQUENCE 5-like
Exons: 3
Coding region: 1-1386 (461 amino acids)
Biological process (GO): regulation of DNA-templated transcription
Molecular function (GO): nucleic acid binding; zinc ion binding
Source: RefSeq, a predicted model, not a curated record